UACACAGCAGCCUCUCCAAACUUUCGCUUUAGUUUCUCUGGAAACGUAAGGCUGACUGCAGGUCAUCCGCCCUGAAAGGGGUGUUUAGGGGAGAGAAAACAGGAAGUGUUUGCAUAUAGUAAUUAUUAAUCGACCGAGGGUCAAUCUGCGGGCGUUGUGGUUCAGGCAGUGUCCGCCUCUGCUCCGUGUCUACACGCUUUUGCUUUCACUUCUCUUCGAGCUGGGUCUCUCAUCAAACCAUGGAGGAAAAAGUAGAAAUCCCUCUUGAGGAUUUUCCAUUCAUUCAGCGAUAUAGAGAGGAUCUGAGUGAAGUCAUAAACAGCAAGUUCGGUUGUGUGGUCACCUUUGAAGGAGUGGACGGUGCUUUCAGUGGUACAAAGUACAGUAAGGCUCCGGUUAAACCAGAGAAAAGGUCUGAGCAUACGCUGAGUUCUGGCGUGGUGGUUUCAGUCUGGAAGGCUGAUCUCAGCUGUUUCGGUCCCGCUGAGGCUGUCGUAAAUGCUGCUAACAGUCAUCUCAGUCAUGGAGGUGGUCUGGCUCAGGCUUUGUCUGAUGCUGGUGGUCCUCAGAUUCAACAAGACAGCCAAGAUCAUAUCAAAUAUCACGGCCCCUUGAAAAAAGGAGAUGCAGUUGUUUUGAAUGCGGGGUUAUUACCAUACAAGAAGAUAAUUCACGCUGUGGGUCCUGAUCUGUCAUUUAACCCUAGUAGAUCUGACGUAAAAGAUGCUGAGCCACUUUUGAGAAAAGCCAUCGAGAACAUCCUGAAAAGAGUGGCAGAAGAACGUCUGUCCUCUGUUGCUAUACCUGCAGUAAGUUCUGGGUUAUUCUACUACCCGCUGCCAGAAUGUGCACAGACCAUAGUGUCAACUGUGAAAAGUUAUUUAGAGGGCCCGUCCAAUGGAAAACAUCGUCCCAAAGAGGUCUUCUUUGUCAACAACGAUGAGCCCACGGUCCGCGAAAUGGAGAGGGCUUGUCGGCAAAUCCUGGGGUCUGGACCAUCUUCAUACAGCAAUGCGGUGCAGAACACCAGAGGUGCAAGCAGAGACCAAGAUCUUACCGUCCAGAUCGGACAAGUCUCUCUGACUCUGAAGAUGGAAUUAAUUCAAGACCAGCAAACAGACGUCAUUGUGAACACUGCUUCAGAAAACCGAGACCUAAAGCUUGGAGGAGUUUCUAAGGCUUUGCUGCAAAAAGCAGGUUCUAAAAUGCAAAAUGAAUUGUACAGCGCAAAGCAAAACCGUUACAUAAUUUCCACAAAAGGCUACAACCUGAUGUGUAAAGAUGUUUAUCACACAUUUUGUGUUCACAAGCGGGAUAGAGACUCACAGAAGAUCCUUUCUCAGUCUGUAACUGAAUGUUUAUGGACAGCAGCAUCAGCACAACACAAGUCCAUCUCCUUUCCUGCUAUUGGAACAGGAAACCUGGGAUUCUCUGAGACUGAAGCUGCCCGCAUCAUGCUGGAUGCGGUGCAGAACUUUUCUCAAAACUGUCCGUCCCCAAUGGCAGUUUACUUUGUCAUUCAUCAUUCUGACCAAAAAGUCUUCCAGGCUUUUAAGGAUGAAAUGAAAAACAUCCAGAAACAAUCCCCCAAACCCAACUUUGAACAAGCAACGCAGAUCACAGAUUUCUCCCCAAGCAGCAGGAAGCCACAGAUCACCCUGGAAGGUCCUUCCAAAGAGUCCACACGCGAAGCUGAAAAGUGGCUGAAGGACUUGCUCAACGCCUCUUCACAAGUCAUAAUCUACAACAACUUCAUCCAGCAUUUUGGCAAAAAAGAAUCCCAGCUCUUGUACCGUUGGAACAGCGAUGGAGUUUCCAUCAAACUGUUUCUCAGUCAAGGUCAUGCAUGCAUCACAAUUGAAAGCAAGUCCAAGGAAAAGCUGGUCGGUGCGGUGGUGAAGGUGGAGGCCAUGCUCUGCCGAGUCAGAAGGGAUUUUGUCUCAGAGGAAGAAAAAGAAUUGCAGCUUCUAUCAGAUACAAAAGGACCCUUCAGAAGAGAGCCAGUUCAUAAAGACAGCACAGAGUUUUCCCAUCAAUAUUCUGCUUUCAGUGACCACUCACUCCACGUGCUAAAGGUGGAACGAGUGAAGAAUCCCGCUCUGGAAGUAAUGUUUGACAUCAAAAAAGUCCAGAUGUCCUGCUCCACCACCCAAAGGAUGUUUCAGUGCAUCUCUGCCCAGUUCUGUGACACGAUCUGCAAGAUUGGCUUCCAUGCAGAGUGUGCUCCUCCUGAAGACCCUUUGUAUGGAGAGGGCAUCUACUUUACUGACAGUAUAAAAGAGGCCCUGAAAGUGUGGAGGAGAAAAAAGGAAGAAGAGUUUGUGUACUUUGUGGAGGCGGAGGUGCUGACAGGAAAGUCCACAAAGGGGGAGCGGGGCCUGAUUCUGCCUCCGCCUGUGGGGAAAGAUCCAGACAAAUUGUUCGACAGCGUGAGCGGAGGAUAUGGUACCUCUGUCAUUUUCAGUGGUUAUCAGGCCCUGCCCAGGUUCAUCAUCACCUGCCAGAGAAGAUGAAGGAAUAAAGAUCCUAUAUCGAUGUUGAAACUGCAGGUAAAUAAUCCCAGCAGCAGUGAUUUAUCAGUGAUUUUUCUGUAAACUGACAUGUUGGAAGAGCAUAUGAUCAUACAAUGUUUAACAUAAGCAUCUAAAUACCAAAAUAUGGAUUUAUAUUUGGGUUGUUUUCAUUUUGGGGCUGUUUUGUUAAACCAAGAAUGAAGAUUAAAGGGUGGGAUUUACUAAUGUAGCCACAGGCAGUGUCUCAUUUAGUGUAAAGAGAAAUCUACAUAUUGGUUAUAAAUUAUAGGUUAAAAAACAAUUAAAGCAGAAUGUUUAAAAGAAAA
Messenger RNA from Oryzias latipes (Japanese medaka), 2839 nucleotides. RefSeq names its product poly(ADP-ribose) polymerase family member 9 (gene parp9). NCBI's taxonomy places the organism in Eukaryota, Metazoa, Chordata, Actinopteri, Beloniformes, Adrianichthyidae. Gene Ontology annotation, molecular function: NAD+ poly-ADP-ribosyltransferase activity; ubiquitin-like protein ligase binding; transcription corepressor activity. The record is from RefSeq and is a predicted model, not a curated record. Gene Ontology annotation, cellular component: nucleus; cytoplasm. Gene Ontology annotation, biological process: positive regulation of type II interferon-mediated signaling pathway; negative regulation of gene expression; protein poly-ADP-ribosylation.